CUGCUCUCUCUCUCAUCAGUGUUACUGAUACUGUUCUCUCUCUCUCUAUGAAAGGGAAACUUUCCUUUUCAAGGGUUCCAAGGUCUCUAUGAUGCCAAAAGAGGGCCUUUCCUUUGCUUUGGUGAAGCUUGCAUAAGUUUCAGGAGAAAAUUAUUGUGAUUUCUCCCGCUAUUUGAGUUGCAAUGGUGUUUGUGUUCCAUUUUGAUGGUACUGGGAAGUUGUGAAGUGACACUAAAGCACAGAGAGUGCUCCUGCUGAGCACCCAAAUUUUGUACCCACCACUCUGUGUGUGUCUGUGUGUGUGUGUGUGAGAGAGAGAGAGAGAGAGAGAGAGAGAGAGAGCUCUGGGAAUUCACUAUGGCAUCUAGAUCGUAUUCGAACCUCCUAGACCUCACAUCAGGCAAUUCUCCUAGCUUCAAUCGAGUUGGAAAGAGGCUUCCGAGAGUUAUGACAGUAGCUGGACUUCUCUCUGAAAUAGAUGAUGAAGGCUCAAACAGUGUGGGCUCUGAGGGCCCCUCUUCCAUCUGUCAAGAAAGAAUCAUCAUCGUAGGAAACCAACUUCCCCUUCGAGCUCAUAGGAGACCGAACCAGAGUAGUUGGGAUUUCAGUUGGGAUGAAGACUCUCUCCUCCUUCAAUUAAGGGAUGGCCUUGGAGAAGAGAAGGAAUUUAUGUACAUAGGGUGCCUCAAAGAAGAGAUUGACCCAUCUGAGCAAGAUGAAGUCUCUCAAAUCUUGUUAGAGAGAUUCAAAUGUGUGCCCACGUUUCUCUCUCCUGAACUCUUUACCAAAUUCUACCAUGGAUUUUGUAAACAACAGCUAUGGCCCCUUUUUCACUACAUGUUACCUCUCUCUCCUGAUCUUGGCGGUCGAUUUGAUCGAUCGCUAUGGCAAGCCUAUGUCUCUGUAAAUAAAAUUUUUGCAGACAAAGUUCGAGAAGUUAUAAAUCCAGAAGAUGACUAUGUUUGGGUCCAUGAUUAUCAUUUAAUGGUUCUCCCCACCUUCUUGAGAAAGAGAUUUAAUCGAAUUAAACUUGGGUUUUUUCUGCAUAGUCCGUUCCCUUCUUCUGAAAUCUAUCGAACUCUACCUGUUAGAGAUGAUAUCCUAAAAGCUCUCCUAAACUCCGAUCUUAUUGGGUUCCACACCUUUGAUUAUGCGAGACAUUUUCUCUCUUGCUGUAGUAGAAUGCUUGGGAUUGGAUAUGAAUCAAAGAGAGGCUAUAUUGGCUUAGAAUACUUUGGAAGAACAGUAAGUAUUAAAAUAUUACCAGUUGGGAUCCAUAUCGGGCAGCUUCGUUCCGUUUUGAACUUGCCCGAAACGGAGCACAAAGUUGCAGAGCUCAUGGAUCAGUUCAAGAACCAGAUUGUAAUGCUUGGGGUUGAUGACAUGGACAUAUUCAAAGGCAUAAGCUUGAAGCUUUUGGCCAUGGAGCAACUUCUUUUGCAACACCCUGAGCUUAGAGAGAAGGUGGUUUUGGUUCAAAUAGCAAACCCUGCUAGAGGGAGAGGAAAAGAUGUCCAAGAGGUUCAAUCUGAGACCUAUACCACAGCUAAGAGAAUCAAUGAAAUGUUUGGAAGACCAGGUUACAAGCCUGUGAUUUUGAUUGAAAACCCACUUCAAUUCUAUGAAAGGAUUGCAUAUUAUGUGAUUGCAGAGUGUUGUUUGGUAACUGCAGUGAGGGAUGGGAUGAAUCUGAUCCCUUAUGAGUACAUAAUUUGUAGAGAGAGCAAUGAUAAGCUCGAUGAGACUCUCGGUCUUUCUAAUUUACCCAAGAAGAGCAUGCUGGUUGUUUCCGAGUUUAUUGGGUGCUCCCCUUCUCUCAGUGGAGCAAUUAGAGUGAACCCAUGGAACAUAGAUGCAGUCGCAGAGGCCAUGGACUCUGCAAUAGUGCUCGCUGAACCAGAGAAGCAACUUAGACAUGAGAAACACUAUCGAUAUGUGAGUACCCAUGAUGUGGGGUAUUGGUCCCAAAGCUUUUUGCAAGAUUUAGAGAGAAGUUGUAGAGACCACAUAAGAAGAAGGUUUUGGGGGAUUGGGUUUGGGCUUGGCUUUAGAGUUAUAGCUCUUGAUCCAAACUUUAGGAAGCUCUCAGGGGAGCAUCUAGUUUCUUCAUAUAAGAGGACAAAUUGUAGAGCUAUUCUUUUGGAUUAUGAUGGGACCAUGAUGCCUCAGGCCUCCAUUAGCAAGACACCAACUGCUGAGACCAUUGAGAUACUGAAUGGUUUGUGCAGAGAUCCGAAGAAUGUGGUGUUUUUGGUGAGUGGAAGAGAUAAGGGGACUCUGAGUGAGUGGUUUGCUCCCUGUGAGGGACUGGGGAUUGCUGCCGAGCAUGGCUUCUUUUUAAGGUUAAAGUGCGAUGCAGAAUGGGAGACAUGUGCAUCCGCAACAGACUUCGAGUGGAAGACGAUAGCAGAGCCAGUCAUGCAAUUGUACACCGAAACCACCGAUGGCUCAACAAUUGAAACCAAAGAGAGUGCGCUUGUGUGGCACUACCAAUAUGCUGAUCCUGACUUUGGUUCUUGCCAAGCUAAGGAGCUGCUUGACCAUCUCGAAAGCGUGCUAACCAAUGAACCAGUCUCUGUUAAAAGUGGCCAACACAUCGUAGAAGUUAAGCCUCAGGGAGUGAACAAGGGUCUUGUGGCCGACCGCCUUCUCUUAACAAUGCUUCAGAAAGGCAUGCUCCCCGAUUUUGUUCUAUGCAUAGGAGACGACAGAUCUGAUGAGGAUAUGUUCGGGGUCAUCACGAAUGCAAUGUCAGGACCUUCUCUUUCACCUGUUGCAGAAGUGUUUGCAUGCACGGUGGGCAAAAAACCCAGCAAAGCCAAGUAUUAUUUGGAUGAUACUACUGAUAUUAUCAGAAUGCUGAAAGGCUUGACCUCAGCAUCUGACCAAGCUUCAAGGAUUGACAACUUCUCAUAACAACAGAAAAUCGGCAUAAACGUUUGUGUUUUGAUCUUCAUCGUAAGUAAGUGGCAAUUUUCUUUAUUUUCUUUUAAAUUUUGAUCGUGUUGAGUUAGUUUAUCAGUAGUAUGUAGUAUGAAACUGUGAAUGUGUGAUUACGUGAAGGAUGAAAGUCGCGAUGCAGUAAUUGACUAAUUAUUCUGGUGGGAA
Amborella trichopoda is the source of this 3108-nucleotide messenger RNA. Its product is annotated as alpha,alpha-trehalose-phosphate synthase [UDP-forming] 5. The record is from RefSeq and is a predicted model, not a curated record. Gene Ontology annotation, biological process: trehalose biosynthetic process. Gene Ontology annotation, cellular component: cytosol. Gene Ontology annotation, molecular function: trehalose-phosphatase activity. Lineage: Eukaryota; Viridiplantae; Streptophyta; Magnoliopsida; Amborellales; Amborellaceae.